This is a messenger RNA of Nyctereutes procyonoides (raccoon dog), 686 nucleotides long. RefSeq names its product cysteine rich C-terminal 1 (gene CRCT1). Lineage: Eukaryota; Metazoa; Chordata; Mammalia; Carnivora; Canidae. The transcript is spliced from 2 exons. Bases 107 to 388 code for a protein of 93 amino acids. The record is from RefSeq and is a predicted model, not a curated record.
CCACUGCUCAGUCCACUGCCUAGCAGGAGCCCAUUCCAGUUGGAGAACUGAGUGAGUCUUCCAGUGGAGCCAAGGUCUGGUUCACCGUGAAGAGCUGAGCUCCACCAUGUCCUUCCAGCAGAGCGCAGCUUCCGCCAAAGGCUUCUCCAAGGGGUCCUCCCAGGGCCCGGCCCCCUGUCCCGCCCCCGAGCCUGAGCCCGCCUCGUCUUCCUGCUGCGGUUGCUGCGGGGACUCCAGCGGCUGCGGCUGCUGCAGCGGCUGCGGCUGCUUCCCGCGGCGGCGCCGCCGACAGCGUCGGAGCGGGUGUUGCAGCUGCUGCGGGGGCCGCAGCCAGCGGUCUCAGAGCUCCAGCAACGUCCAGAGCCAAGGCUGCUGCAGCGGCUGCUGAAGGCCACCCCGCCCUGAGCGCUGCUUCCCCACCUGAGUCCCUCCUGCGCGGGGCUGGGUCAGAGUGUGACACCCCCCCCCGCCCCCGCCCCCGCCCGCGGUAAACCUACCUGCACUGGAUGUUCCAAAACCCGCUCUGUCCUCAGCCCCACCAAACUGUCUGACCCCCGUGUGGUUAUCCUCCCCGGGAACCUGAACACCGUUGUGUGGAAUACUGGACCCUAGUGUCGGCAGAGGCUUGCACACAGGAGGUGCUUAAUAAAUGUCCAUGUCAUAAUAAAGCUUCUACCUUCCAAGAA